Hylaeus volcanicus is the source of this 3189-nucleotide messenger RNA. It is a transcript of the gene hrm, whose product is annotated as monocarboxylate transporter 9. Gene Ontology annotation, molecular function: monocarboxylic acid transmembrane transporter activity. Gene Ontology annotation, biological process: transmembrane transport; monocarboxylic acid transport. Bases 740 to 2599 code for a protein of 619 amino acids. The record is from RefSeq and is a predicted model, not a curated record. The transcript has 5 exons. NCBI's taxonomy places the organism in Eukaryota, Metazoa, Arthropoda, Insecta, Hymenoptera, Colletidae.
UCUGUGACGGAAGAGCUGUUUUGCUUGCGCGUCGUGCAUCGCGGGUGGUGAUAUCGUCGACUCUACGCACGGGAUGACAGUGAACCGUGCCUGAGAAUCCCGUAUACAUGCGAUUGUUUAUGUGCUCUAUGCAAUUUGACAAAGUAUCGAGAGCAAGAGAUACGGGCGGUGGUGUUACCCCAGUUGUUAAACUGCUCGCAACAUCGGCGCAUUGCGGAUCGCAAUUGGUGGCGUCAGGUCAAUUACAUCGCGGAUAUUAUCCUUUAUUUCGAAGGAAAUCGUUAACACGGAGAAGGUCUAUGACCGGAUCACGACGAAGUUCACCUUAUCAGGGGAACAGAAUAAACCACGGCGUAGGUGUGACUAGCAACAGUUUGAAAUUGAUGAAGUCCGAAGCCAUCGGAGAGGAGGACACAACUGCUGAUCCUGCAGUUUGUGAACAUUGAUAUCGGUGCACUCACAGCUCCCUUUAUAUCUAUUCUGUGUUUCAAUUCAACGUGUAUUCGCUCGUUAUCGUUUACUUUCGAGCUUAUUUCCUUUUUUUGGUUCUUUUCUUUCUUCAUUUUUCGUUGCAUCUAUCCGUUCGUAUGACUGUACACGGUAAUCGCGCGUUAGUUUAUUUUUCUUUGUAGCAUUUGCGAUCGGUUUCGCUUUUUCCUUCUUUGUACAAAUUUCCAUACGUAGCGUAUGCCUGUAUAUGCGCGCGCGCGCGCGAGUGUGAACGUGAAAGAAAAGGUUGAUGACAAUGCAACGAGUCCAAGAUCAAGACAAUGGAAUCAACAUCAAAUUCGGGGCGAGCAAAGGCAAGGGAAAUUAUAAGCUAGUGUCGCAGCGUUCGGAAAAUGAGAAAAAAAAUGUCAACGGGACCAAUAAACACGUUAAAAAUGUAACAUCUGAGGAAGAACUAGUUCCACCGGAUGGAGGAUGGGGAUGGCUUGUACUUUUAGCAUCCGUCAUGGUCAAUUUUCUUAUCCCAGGAACAGUGAAAUCAUUUGGUGUUCUGUUUGUUGAAUUUCUUGAAGUUUUUGAUACGUCACCAUCUACAGCUGCCUGGAUCCCAGCUUUAUGCUAUUUUCUAUAUAGUUCACUGGGACCUCUUUCCAGUGUGUUAUCGGUUAAAUACUCAUAUAGAACGGUAACACUCAUAGGAGGAACAUUUGCUGCUGUAGGAAUGAUGCUGAGUUAUUUUGCAAACUCUGUGGCCUUUUUGUGUAUUAGCUAUGGUGUUCUGGUAGGAAUAGGAGCAGGAUUGGCUUUCCCUCCAACCGUGUACAUUGUAACUUCUUACUUUGUACGGUUACGUGGACUUGCAAAUGGGCUUUGCAUAUCUGGUAGCGCUUUAGGUUCUAUAUUCCUUCCACCCAUUCUUGGAAUUCUUCUACGAGAAUAUGGAUACAGAGGUGCAGUAUUAAUAAUGGGUGCUGUCACUUUGAAUGUAUGGGCGAGUGCUCUGUUAUACGAACCGGUGGAAAAACACAUGGUGCCCGCUUCGCCGUCGAAUAAGUCGAACGACCACGACUUGGAAGCAGCAUCUAUAAUCGUAACUAGUCCCGAAGACGAGAAGAAAUUGAAUAAUAUGAUUUCUUCCGCGAACGAGAAGGCUGCCCCGAUAGUACCAAAGAGUGCGUCUAGCGUCGCAUUAGAAUAUUAUAAAAAUACUCCGGUGCAAACGAGAACGAGAAAAAUAAGUAUGCCUACGGGGCGAGAAAUAACCGGUCAAAUGCACAGCACGCCAGCCUUGCACGCCGUUCCCGAACGUGGCGGUGAUUUUGGCAAAUUAUCAAGACGCAAGUCACCCUUCCAAUCGCCCAGCACGUCAUCGUUCAAUUACGUUAGCACGCCGUAUCACGGGAGCACUCUUUCCUCUCUGCAUCCGGAGAGAGCAUCCACGCUGACUCUGAACGCUAUAUCGAACACGUUCUCGAGAAAGGCUACGGAUGAAACGAACAAGAAGAACGAGGAGAAACAGGAGAAUAAGUUCUUCGAUUUCAGCCUACUCAAGGAUCCCAUAUAUCUCGUGAUUUUGAUCUCAAACUCGACGAACGCCGUCAGCUAUACGAAUUUCGUUAUACUGCUUCCAGCGUACGCGAAUUCUUUGAAGUUCGAUAAGAACAGGUCUUCCCUUUUACUUUCGAUCGUCUCGAUUUUAGAUUUAAUAGGACGUAUCGGGGGCUCGGCCCUCUCCGAUGUCUCGAUAAUGCCUAAGCAUUGGUACUUCGUUGGCGGGUUACUCGUCUCUGGAAUCUCAUUAGCCGUUUUACCGAUAGCCACGGAUUAUAUCAUGCUGUCAGUUUACUGCGGUAUUUUUGGUUUGGCGUCCGGUAUUUACGUCGGUAUCACCGCGGUUAUCAUGGCUGACAUGCUGGGAACGGAAAAGCUAACUUCUUCGUACGGUAUUUCGUUAUUCGUCAACGGAAUUAUACAACUGGUCGGCCCGCCCAUUUGUGGCCUUAUAUACGAACAAAUUGGAAGCUACGGUCCGAUCUUUAGCAUCUUGGGAAUCAUUUUAGUUGUAGGUGCAGCUUUGUGGGGUCUCGUGCCGUUCAUUAGAAAGAGACAACACGCUCUGGAGAAAGCCAAUCAAAUCGAGAAAUUGUAGAGCAUUCGUAGCCCGGGAUCCAAGAAUCUCGUGAUGACGAAGAGCUUCGUUGUAUGAUUACUGUAGAAGUUAAUAUAGCGUGUUUCGGUAUAUAAUGAGCAUAUAAUUAUGAAAUACUGUGAUGUUAGAAUGAAUGUUAUGUAUAUACCACUGGCACUGUGAUGACGUUAUACGCGAUCCACACGCACAUUUUCAGGUGGAUUGUUGGGAAACAAUUUUCAAAAGAUAUAUUUUUAAGAAACACGAAAGUUUCUCUUUUCUCCAAAAAUUGGAAGUAUCUUGCCUUACAAGUGCGGAAAAAAAAUAUUACUCCUUGAAAGUAAGUUCUCGUUGAUAUUUAAAGAAAAAAAAAGAGCACACUUAGGAACAACUAAGUACUUAGGCCAAAAACGCACUAGCUGCUGGUGCUAUCGUAACUUAACGAAGAAUGCAAUAAUAUAAUUUAGUGCACGUCAAAUUUUCUUAGCAUAUAUAUAACCGCGAAAGUCGAAUACUUGUUUCUACACUUCCCUUGUGAAAGGGGUAAACAUGUAUAUAAUUCAUAACUAUUGUAAACACUUGGACAUUAAAAAUAGGGCCAGUCAAUUUUA